This is a messenger RNA of Fopius arisanus, 2232 nucleotides long. RefSeq names its product vacuolar protein sorting 52 (gene Vps52). The transcript is spliced from 2 exons. Gene Ontology annotation, cellular component: GARP complex. Gene Ontology annotation, biological process: retrograde transport, endosome to Golgi; endocytic recycling; Golgi to vacuole transport. Gene Ontology annotation, molecular function: syntaxin binding. The coding region runs from base 113 to 2125 and encodes 670 amino acids. Lineage: Eukaryota; Metazoa; Arthropoda; Insecta; Hymenoptera; Braconidae. The record is from RefSeq and is a predicted model, not a curated record.
CCUCUAUCAUUGUUAUAAUCUCGUGACUAGUGUUUACUUGUCAUACUUCAGAACACUCCUCAAUAUGUUCAUAAUAGAUUGAAUAAAAAAUUGGUGAAGUGAAUUAACUAAAAUGGAGACGAUUAAUAAACUCGAGAGUGAUAUAUUCGACGAGAGCGAGCAGCUGCCCCCGGAUCUCGAAGAUGACGUUGUCCAGGAGGUGCUGAGAACUGGGACUGACCUUCGCCAGUACUCGAGACAAAUUGAGAAAGAGCUGAAGGAAGUGGAGAACAAGAGUAUCCAGGAUUACAUAAAGGAGAGCCAGAAUAUUGCAAGUUUGCAUAAUCAAAUUGCUGCAUGUGAUAAUAUCCUAGAGAAAAUGGAGUCGAUGCUGAUUGGAUUUCAAACGGAUCUGGGGAGCAUCAGCACGGAAAUAUUGAACCUUCAGAGACGUUCGAUAGCCAUGAGUCAACAGCUGUCAAACAGACAAGCCAUCAGGGGCCCAUUGAGUCAGUUCAUCGAGGAUAUGACUGUCCCAGAGUCUUUGAUUACAGGAAUCAUGGAAUGUCAAGUUACAGACAAGGACUUUCUCAUUCACCUGCAGACCCUCAACCACAAAAUCAAUUUUAUCAAGGAGCAGAGCUUCAAGGACGCGAAAUCAACCCUCGACGUCCGGGACAUUGUCGAUAAAUUGAAAAUAAAAGCAAUGGCUAAAAUAAGAACUUAUCUUCUCGAGCAGAUAUACAAAUUUCGAAAACCCAUGACCAAUUAUCAAGUCCCCCAGAAUAACAUGCUGAAAUAUAAAUUUUUCUUUGAAUUUAUCCUCGCGAAUGAGAGAAAUGUUGCUGAGGAAAUUUGUGGGGAGUAUGUGGACACGAUGAGUAAAAUCUAUUACUCGUACUUCAAGAGUUACUCAUCUAGACUGUUGAAACUACAGUUUGAGGAGAAACCAUCGAAGGACGACCUGAUGGGAGUCGAGGAUAACGUGGGUAGGGGAAUAUUUCAUAAAACAAGUCUGAAGCACAGGGGAACUGUUUUCUCGAUUGGAACGAGGGGUGAAGUACUGGGUUCACAGCUGGAGGAGCCCAUUAUCGUGCCCCACACAGCCUCCAAGACUCGAUAUCACUACGAGGCGCUCUUCAGGAGUGAGCAGUACGCCCUGGUGGACAAUGCCUGUCGUGAAUAUCUCUUUUUAACAGAAUUCUUCAAAGUCAGAGGAUCCCAAGCAAUGGACAUAUUUAAUCAGGUGAUGGGAAGCACUGUAACCCUCAUGCAGAAAAAUCUCCAGUCCUUCGUGGACGACUGUUACGACACGAUAGCCCUAUUCCUGUGCCUCCACUUGGUCAUGCGAUACCAGAUGACGUGUCACAAACGAGCUGUCCCAGCACUUGAUAAAUACUGGGACAAUUCAAAAUCCAUUCUUUGGCCUAGAUUUUAUACUAUUUUCACGUUGAAUAUACAGAGUGUCAAGGAUUGUGAUCCCUUGAAGUUUCAGAAGGAGACUGGACCUCAUUAUAUCACCAGGAGGUACGCGGAAUUUUCAGCGGCAAUGGUGGGCGUCAGCGAGGGAUUCCCUAAUGAGGGUGCAACUCAACUUCUAGCUGAGCUUCGAGAAGCUGUUCAGUGUUAUCUACUGCGUAUGGCUGCAAUUUUUACAAAUCGAAUUCAACAAUUAGUAUUUCUCAUUAAUAAUUAUGAUCUAGUGCUCGGUGUACUCAUGGAGAGAACGAGAGAUAACUCGAAAGAGGCCGAGAGUUUUCGUGAGCAAUUGAACUCUCGUUCAUCCGAAUAUGUCGAGGAGGUGCUCUCACCCCAUUUUGGUGGGAUAAUUCAGCUGGUCAAGGAGUCCGAGGCUAUGAUCGAGAAAGGAUUGACUGAUGAUUUAAAGCGACAAGAGCCACGUGCAUUCGACCUCGUCAAGUCAUUCACCAACAACUGGAAACACUCACUCGAGGAGAUAAACCGCGAAGUUUUAAAAUCAUUUCCAAAUCUGGUACUGGGAGCUGCACUUGUACAGAGAGCUAUGACACAACUCGUUCAAUAUUAUCACCGAUUGCAUAAAAUUCUACCAGCAAAUGCCAGAGUACAUCUCACCAAUAUCCACCACAUUAUGGUAGAAAUUAAAAAAUACAAAACUAAUUAUUGAAUUUAUUGUAAAUACCACAAUUCAUCGACCAAUGAAUUUUAGCAAUGAUAAAUUUUUUAUUGAGAAAUCGGUAAAAUCAAGUGAAUUGUAAAAAAUAAUCUCUCAAA